This is a messenger RNA of Epinephelus fuscoguttatus (brown-marbled grouper), 9864 nucleotides long. RefSeq names its product ribosomal protein S6 kinase, polypeptide 5 (gene rps6ka5). Bases 220 to 2646 code for a protein of 808 amino acids. Gene Ontology annotation, molecular function: magnesium ion binding; ATP binding; protein serine/threonine kinase activity. The transcript is spliced from 17 exons. The record is from RefSeq and is a predicted model, not a curated record. Gene Ontology annotation, biological process: intracellular signal transduction; regulation of DNA-templated transcription; protein phosphorylation. Lineage: Eukaryota; Metazoa; Chordata; Actinopteri; Perciformes; Serranidae.
GUGGAAGAAGCAAGUGUUUCCUCUGGGCUUGCUUGCUGCUAGGUUUAGCAGCAAUAUUCUGCCCAUAUAUCUUUUUAAGUUUGACGCCUAACUAACAGGCGUUCACUUAUCUCGCGUAAAAAUUAAUUUCCCGCAUGUUAACAUUGCAAACUAGCUCGCGGGGUGAACGUAACCUUGUCUGAAAAGCAUCUUUGAACAUAAUUGGAACACGAAAUUACGAUGCCAUCCCCGAUGGAGGGAUCUUCCAGAGAAGGUGACCUCUUUACUGUGAAACAUGAGCUGAAAAAUGCCAAUCUGACGGGCCAUGUAGAGAGGGUGGGCAUUGAAAACUUUGAGCUAUUAAAGGUGCUGGGCACAGGAGCGUACGGCAAGGUGUUCCUGGUGAGAAAAGUGAGUGGCCAUGAUACAGGGAAGCUGUAUGCCAUGAAGGUUUUGAAGAAGGCCACCAUUGUACAAAAGGCAAAGACUGCCGAACACACACGGACGGAGCGGCAAGUGCUGGAGCACAUCCGCCAGUCUCCAUUCCUCGUCACACUUCACUAUGCCUUCCAGACGGAUACUAAGCUGCACCUCAUUCUCGAUUAUGUAAAUGGUGGGGAGCUCUUCACACAUUUGGUGCAAAGGGUGCGAUUUAAAGAGCAAGAAGUAGCCUUGUACAGUGGAGAGAUUGUGUUGGCACUAGAACAUCUACACAAGCUUGGGAUUGUCUACAGGGACCUGAAACUUGAGAAUAUUCUGCUGGAUUCAAGUGGUCAUAUAGUUCUCACAGACUUUGGCCUCAGUAAAGAAUUCGAUCAGGUGGAAAGGGCGUUUUCUGUCUGUGGCACCAUUGAAUAUAUGGCUCCAGAAAUCGUGGAAGGAGGAGAGUCUGGACAUGACAAGGCGGUGGACUGGUGGAGCCUCGGCGUGUUGAUGUACGAGCUUUUGACUGGCGGAUCACCCUUCACCGUCGAUGGAGAUGAGAACUCGCACACAGACAUUGCCAAGAGGAUUUCAAAAAAGGAUCCUCCUUUCCCCAAAGACAUGGGACCUCUGGCCAAAGACCUCAUCCAGCGACUCCUCAUCAAAGAUCCAAAGAAGAGAUUGGGCUCAGGUCCUAACGGAGCAGAGAAUGUAAAAAAACACCCAUUUUACCAGAAAAUAAACUGGGAGGACUUGGCAGCUAAAAAGGUGCAUGCCCCGUUCAAGCCAGUGAUUCGGGACGAGCUGGACGUCAGCAACUUUGCAGAGGAGUUCACAGAGAUGGAUCCCACAUACUCCCCCGCAGCUCUGCCUCAGAACUGUGACCGCAUCUUCCAGGGCUACUCUUUCAUGGCCCCCUCCAUCCUGUUCAAGAGGAAUGUGGUGAUGGACGACCCUGUCCAGCUGUGUGGGGGCUCUGAGAGGCCGGGCUCUGCUGCGGUGGCCCGCAGCGCCAUGAUGAAGGACUCACCUUUCUACACGAGUUACGAGAUGGACCUGAAGGACAGUGCUUUAGGAGAGGGAAGCUUCUCCAUCUGCAGACGGUGCACACACAAGAAGACCGGACAGAAAUACGCAGUCAAGAUUGUCAGCAAGAGGAUGGAGGCACAGACUCAGCGGGAAAUAGCAGCCCUGAAGCUCUGUGAUGGCCACCCUAACAUUGUCAAGUUACAUGAAAUUUACCACGACCAGCUCCACACGUACCUGGUUCUGGAGCUGCUCGGUGGAGGCGAGCUGCUAGAGAGGAUCCGCAGAAAGCAGCAUUUCAGCGAAACAGAGGCCAGCCGCAUCAUGCGAAAACUGGUGUCGGCUGUCAGCCACAUGCACGACGUAGGAGUGGUGCACAGGGACCUUAAACCGGAGAACCUGCUCUUCACAGACGAGAGUGAGAACUCCGAGAUAAAAAUCAUAGACUUUGGCUUUGCUCGCCUCAAACCACCAGACAAUCAGCUCCUGAAGACUCCCUGCUUCACCCUGCAGUACGCUGCGCCAGAGAUACUCAAGUACGACGGCUACGACGAGUCCUGUGACCUGUGGAGUCUGGGGGUCAUUCUGUACACCAUGCUGUCUGGCCAGGUGCCUUUCCAGUGUCAGGAGAAGAGUCUGACCCACACCAGUGCUGAGGAGAUAAUGAAGAAAAUCAAACAGGGAGACUUCUCUUUUGAAGGCGAGGCCUGGAGGAAUGUGUCCCAGCAGGCCAAGGACCUGAUUCAAGAGCUGCUGACGGUCGACCCAAACAAGAGGAUUAAGAUGUGCGGCCUGCGUUACAAUGCCUGGCUCCAGGACGACAGCCAGCUGUCCUCAAACCCGCUCAUGACCCCGGACAUUCUCGGCUCCUCCACUGCCUCUGUCCACACUUACGUCAAAGCUACCUUUAAUGCAUUUAACAAAUGUAAGCGGGAAGGUUUCCGCCUGCAGACGGUGGACAAAGCCCCACUAGCCAAGAGGAGGAAGAUGAAAAAGACAAGUACCAGCACAGAGACCCGCAGCAGUUCCAGUGAGAGCACCCAUUCCUCUUCCUCCUCCUCCCAGUCUCAGGAGAAGAAUUUUCCAGAGGGCCACAUCAAGCCGCAGCCCUCUAACAGCACGCCUCUCACCACGCCCGUCAACACACCCGGGGCCCUGGGAACGGACUCUGAGCACCAACCAGCGCAUCCAGCCUUUCAUUUCUCAGAAGGACAGUGAGACAGCGAGAGGAAAAAGGGAGAUUCAGACAGUUUUGUGACCCGCAGGAUGGCUCGGACCAGCGUAGAGACAGCUCUCUUCUUUUUCUCUCCGUCCCUGGCAGCUCUCUGCUUCUGGCUCAAUUGCAUGGACGUCCGCACGUCUCCAAAAACCAAGCAUGCAGCAGGAGCAGCAACCGUCACCUCAAUAUCAAUCAAUCAAUCAUCACUAGCAAUACCCUAUCCCUUUUCCUUCUCUGUCACUUUCACACACACACAGACUGUGUCAAUCAGGGACUGGACCAGGAAGAAGCUGUCACCAGUGUCCAAAAUGAAAAGGGCUGCCCUACUGCCCCAGGUCCAGACAGACAAUGGAGAGUCAUCUUCAGUGUCGUCAUAAGAUGGCCACUCUCUCUGUCCGCUCCAUUUACCUGUCUUUGUCCAUGCCUCCAGAGGUUUUAAAGGGAAAGUCAUAGUGUUUACAUCAUGGAUGCUUUGUAUUUUUGUGUCAAAGGGAGAGAAGAAGCGUAACGUAACGUGGGUCCACUUCUCUUCUCUGGGAAGUCUCUGCAAGAUGGAGCAGGAUAUUUAUAUGUGAAUUUUACAGACUGAGAUUUAUUUAUGAUAAGCUAUAUUGUUAACUUAUUUAUGGUUUAGACUGAUCUGAGAGGAAAUAAUGGAUACAGUAAGUCUUUAAAAAAAAGACAUUUUGUGUACGUGUGUAUGUUUUUCCCUAUCAGCUCAAAAGACUGUUUUCAUGUCGUCAGAUGGUUGUUUAUUCAUCUUUGUAAUCAUCAUAGUAGGUUAUUGAGACACAGUUAUAUAGACAUUGUAAGACUAUUAUAGGCAAGAAGAGAUUAACACCAUUAGCUGCCGGUUGAUGGUUGUCAAAGUUACAUAACCAAAGUCCCUUUGGACUUGGAAAAGUUAUUUAUUGAGGCGGGUGAAUUUUGAGAUUGAACUGCAGCUGUGUCCAGUGGUCAAAAAAAGUACUAUCCUUGUUUAUAAGGAUAAAAGAAGCAAAUGUGUAAACAUCUUUUUAUAGGAACAACCAAAUGUGGAUGUCGUAUGUUCAGCCAAAUCUGUGGUUUCAUUGUUGUAUGGGGAGUACUGCUGCCCGAGGGGACAUGACCCUACAAGAAGAGCUAUAUUUAGACGCAUUUUUUGCCUCUGAUGUGGGAGCAUGACUACUUCAAGGCUCAGCAUCGCUGCUGUUCCACAUGGUCUGAUCCUUCAAGCCAGUAUUAAGCCCAGCAGUGGAUUUGCCUUGUGUGGUAGUGGACUUAAUUGUCUCAUUAUCACCACAACCAAUUGGACUGAGCCGAUCGCCCCAAACGGAAAGUUCCAAUCAGCUUAGAGCGACGUGAAUUCGUCGAGGAAUUGGAGGUUGAGUUUUCUGAGAUGCAAGAUGCCAAAGGGCAGCUCAGUCCUUUUCAGAUGACUAAAUUUGAAAAUGGAAACAUUUACGUGCCAAAAAAAUGCUAUUAAAUCAGGUAACGGACAGGUUUGAGUCUGAGUUGGGGGGCGGUGAUACAUUCGGACAUUUUAGUUUCCUUUGUGUCGCCGCCCAAAGAUUUAAAACUACUGCAAAAUAUCUUCCCUUUACGAGAACAUCAAGUCCCUGAGGACAGACCUCAAACCAACACUCCUUUUAUUUUUGACACCAUCCCUUGCUCUAUUUACCAUGUUGUACUGCAUGACUGAAAUGGUGAUCUUUGCACUGUGUGACAGCUCUCUCACUUUGAGGCAGAUAUCUGGUUAGUAUUAAGUCCCCAGUGCAUGGUGUAAACUCAAACAUCACCCUCUUGUUUUCUUUGUUUGUUUUUUGGCACUUGAUUUAAUGUGAGUUUGUUUACUUGCACAUUUGAAUAUCCUCGAUUUAAUUCGAGACUUUGAAGUUUUACUGUUUGUGGUGUUUGGACGUAAACACCAAAAACCCCUUUUUACAAUAGCCUGAAUAUUGUAAUGUCCCGAUGUUACAAUAACUGAUGUUAGCCAGGAUAGUUAGGCAAGUCAAUGCCGUGCUCUGUUAAUUGUUUUUUGCAAGUAUGUGUUAGUCUGUUUCCAUGGUAAUAGUUGAAAUACUGUAUUCUGUUGAUAUGUACAGGGGUAUUUGUGUUCAGUGUGUGAAGCUGCUCUGAAGCAGUUUCUCCUGCUCAGUCAGGAUACAAAUUCUUAGUUGGACGACUGUGUGCAUUUAAACACACUCCCUCAUCUUCUUCCAUUUUAAUGCACUCUGAAUCUGAACCAAAGCAUUAACUUCAAGGUAGCUGCUCUAAGCUGCAUGAGAUCUUUCCUUUCAUGCAAAUAUGCAAAGAAAUGCUUCAUAUAUAUCACGGUUUCUGUUUGUUUUGUCCAACUAGUGAAAUAUGUUUGAUGUUUCUAGCUCAUUUUGUAACAGUGUGUUACUUCAGAUUCUUUAUGGGAUCUAUAAUAUCCAUAUCCAGCCCAUUAUCAUGCUUAAAACUAUGCAUCUCUUUUUCGCUGUUGUGUCGCUUUUGCCAUUUCAAAAAAAAGGCCUCGCCAAAUGGGUCCACACAUCAUGCUUAAAAGGGCGUAACGUAAUGUACAUAUACUGUACCUUUACCCUCAUAGCAUCAGGCGCAAUAGGACUAGCAAAGUAGAAUCCAUCGCCCGUAUGAAAAGCUGGAAUCCUUGGAGCUGAACACUACAAAGCUCUUGUCUAACUUAGUUCGCAUGAGUUCCCCGUUGCUGCCUCAUUAAGCCUCUUUUCUUUUGUUUGGGUGUAUUAAUAGCUCAAGUGGAGGAAGAGGAAAAGUGUCCUAUAUUGAGCUCCCCUCUGGGAGCCAGGCUCUAUUAGCUGAUGUGCUGCAGUGCUGUUUGUUCCAAAGAAAAUACCAUACUCCACACACUGCCUCUGUGGGACCCAGCUCACUUUUCUUUGUAAGGAAAAUAACAGUGUAUCACAGGAAAGGGUUGGUUUAGUACCAGUGUCUCUCGGGGGCAGAUUUUUAAAACUAGGUUUCCCCCCUUUGAUGAACAACUUGUUCAGUGUGCCACUAUGAGGAAGAGACGAGGACGGGAGGGAGGCCAGUUUUGAUUUGACGUCCUUUUGUCUUUGAUAUAUUUUUGUUUAUUGGUUCCCUGGAAUCUGAAUCAGAGUUCCUUUUCUGUGUUGUUUCUUCCUGAGUUAAGGUUGAAAACAACCCGCAUCAUAAGCUAGAACUUUGUACCUUUUUGCAAUGUUUAAUGAGAGGGCUGGUAGUUUGAACUGGUUUGUAUAGACUGCUGUUGUACAUUUUAGAGUCAAAGGAUUGGACUGUGGAUGUUUCUGUGUGCUCCUGUCAGUGAAGUCAUGUGCGUGCUUUAAAGACACAUGUGGGUGCCAAAGCUGAAAGUGACAUCUUGCACUGAAUGCACGGCUUCUCAUGUAGGUGCUUGCGUGCAUGUGUUGUCUCUGGAAGUGAUGUUUUAUAAGGUAGUGCAGCUUUUAUUUGGGUCGGAGUAUGGAGCUGUCCCUGGUGCUGAGGUGACCAAACCUUUGGUGGUGCUGCAAAAACAAGAAGCUUUCCACAGUGAUCCAUGAUAGUGUGAUCCUGUAAAGCAGUGAUUCCCAACCAGGAGUAUUCAUACCGCAAGGGUUACUUGUGCAGUUGGCACUUGGCAGGUGGUACCUAGAUGAUUUUAAGAACUAGAACUUUUUGCUAAGGAGGAAAACGAUUACACAAAUAUGAUUAAAAUUGGAUUGAGGCUGAUCUUAAAGGGGAACCCCACCGAUUUUAUGCAAAGUCUGUUAAAAAUAAAGUUAAAAGUUACACAAAUCCUUUUAUGGCAAAAUCUGACACAGUACUUCAAGUGAUGUCACCUCAGCACAUCAGCGUUGGUUGGGGCUGAAGACUUCAAGUGUGAGAAAGAAAACAAUCUGGUGGUGUGGAAACAGAAACAGGAGUGUUUACCAGACCAGAAACGAUAUCCAGUUUUGUAUAACUAAAGGGAUAAUUAUGAAUUUUGUAGUGGGGCUGUAUGAGGUACUUAUCCAUAGUCAGUGUAUUACCUACAGUAGAUGGCAGUCAGCACGCCCCCAGUUUGGAGAAGCAGGCAGGAGUACCAACGCAGAAGCUAAGCAAUGUACUGCUGUGGACGAGGGCAGCAGCAAAACAAAUUUUAGCCACCUAAAAAACAUAUAUGUAUCAGUUUUAGUGUACACUAUACUUAGAAUAUCUUAACCUCUUUACCAUAGACUGUACAUAAAGAUGGGAGAUUGGGGAAGCAGGGAAGCUAAAAUAUCCAAGAUACAGCCACUUCCAUCUUGGUCUGGUGACCUCACUGGGAGAGUCUGCGCAAUAGCAAUUUCCACCAACAUGGAGAGGGUGUGCUUUAUGACCUAUACUGCAGCCAGCCAGCAGGGGGUGAUUGAGACUAUUGGGGAGCUGUCAUGUCUUCCAUCUUUAUAUACAGUCCGUGCUCUUUACCUUAACUCAGACAGCCCUUUCCAGCUGGAGACUGAAGUCAUUAUCUGUGCUCUAUUCAAAGCCAGAUUCCAUUGACAAAAACAGUAAUUUUACCUCGCAGAACACAGGAGCUGCUGGUCUAAUUCUGCCUUGUUUGUGUUAUUGUGUGGCCUCACUGUUUUAAAGAGGCAGUUCGGAUUCACUAAAGUUGCACAAUUAAACAAAGUAACAGACUAAGGCAGCGGUAGACCAGCAGCUCCUGUGGUCUGCGAGAUAAAAUUACUGUUUUAAUCAGUGGAGUCUGGUGGCUUUGAAGAGAGUGAUAUCAUGGCUUCAGUUCCCCGUUGAAAAGGGCUGUCUGACAUCAAGGUGAAGAUAUAAAUAUAGCGAAAACGUAAACUGAUGUAUAUAUUGAUAUGUUUGUAAAUAUAUUGUAGAAAAAAUAAUAAUUUUUUUCAUUGUUGUUGUAGGUGGCUAAAAUUCAAUUUGCUGCUGCCCUCAUCCACAGCAGUACAUUGCUCAGCUGGCAUGUCAGUACUCCUGCCUGCUUCUCCAAACUGAGGGCGUGCCGACCGCCAUCUGCUGUAGGUAACACACUGACUAUGGACAAGUACCUUUAUACAACAUCACUUGAUAAAAAUCUUAACUGUCCCUUUAAUAAUCAGUAACAUCCAAGUUCAUAUAAACCUAAAUAUAUACUGUGAUGUCAUGAGAGGUCACUGGGGCAAUUAAACUGGGAAACAGGCAAAAUAUCAGGUCCAAACAAGAUGGAGUUUAAUUUUCCAAAAUACGGAUUAUAAACAGGUACCUCAGGUGUCCCCUUAAGAUGCCACAAUACAAAUGUACAGUGAGGUAAUUUCAGACAAAAAAUGUUGUGAGCCACUGCUUUAAAGGGUCAGUUUCACUUUAAUUAUAAAAAAGAAAAACCUGCUGUUGGCAGUUUUAACAGGAACUUUUCUCUGGGAGAAAGUAGUUUCAAUUAAAAACAGGUUCACAGUGUGGUAUGUGGGUCAUCCAAAGUAGCUGUGACAUUGUUUCUAGAAAUAGGAGCUGCAGUUUUUAAAUGCUGAGAACAUCACAAACACUGAUAUCUCACAACCUGACCACAUAAAACCAGAGUCAGAUACCACUUUAAAAAAACAACAACAGUGUUUUGGGGGGAAAUUUCUUUGAACUAACCCUUUAAUGAUCCUACAGGGGAAGUUAUUUUCUCUUACCCUUCCAGAGAGGUCAAAGCACAUGGUCAGUCUCAGACAGGCACUGUUGUGUUGCUCAAAAACCCGUCAGUAGCGACGUCUGGACUCCAACAUGUGUCUUUGAUUUAUUUGGUUCACUCAGCCCAGCGUUGCUCGACUGUUGAGAGAUGAUGAGACGGUUUUUAUGAGGGAUACAUUGAUGCUUCUUGUGCACAUGUAAGAGAUGUCAGUCAGUGCUUAAGCCAACCUGCCACUUUAAGUAUCAUCAUCAUCCUCUUCGUCACCUCAUGCAUGUGCUACUGCUUUGACUCCUGUCAGUAUUUUCCAUUGAUCCUCGUCACAGUCGUGUCAUAUCGUCACUGAAGCGUGUCACAAAGUACUGUAGCAGUGAUUCCCUUUGAGAUUGGUCAAUAUUAAACUGUUUUAAAAAAAACACGCAAUCAAGCUUUAAAGGCAAAACUUUGCACUUUGUAUGUUAUUUUAAUCAUGCUAUUGAUUUGUUUUUGUACAAAAAAAAAAAGAAAAAUUGUGCAGGUUCAGAUGUUCAGCUCAUCCAUCCGUCUGUUUCUGACUUCUGAGACGAUACUAUGAUAUAAACCUCAACACCGAAUACUACUUGUACUGCAAGGAUACACCAUGUGCAUACCUGCUUUUUUAGGGCACUGUGAACAUCAUCAUUCAGGUCUUCAGGCACACCGUGGAUAUUCUGAGGAAAAUUUGCUUCAAUAAAUGCUUUACUUAGUGGCUGAAUACAUCUGUACAUUUAAUAACCUGACACUAGUCAUGACGAGUCUUUUAAUAGAUCUUUGGCUUCAUUGUAUUUUCAAGUGUAUUACUGAAGAUAUUUUGUGAUACCAGGAUUUCUGUGUUGUCAGAGGGACAAUAAAUGUACGAUGUCCUGUUCAUGUAUCGAUCUCGACUUAUAAAUUAGGUACUUUUUUAUAUUUAAAAAAAAAAAAAGGAAUUCAGAUUAACAGAUUAAAAAGGCCUGUUAGGAGACAUGGAGACUUUAUUUUAGCGGGCAGCCUCUAGAUGGCAGUGUUUAAUAAAGCACCACUGGCUGAGUGGUUUCCUGUGCAGCAUGAGCUCCACUCAGCCUUUAAGAUUUAUCCAUAGAUGAGUCCAAUAUAAGAUUGUGUUAAAUACGCUUCAAAACUAAAAUAUAAUUUUUCAUGUUGUCUAGCAGGACUAGAGAUUUCUGACUAUGUACCGGGUCGAUUAAAUGCAUAUUUAUAACCAAAAUAAGAUCUGUGUCUUAAAAAGUGAACUGUAAGUACUGUAAAUGUCCAGUUCUAUUAUUUUUGUGCUCUGAUUAAAAUAGUUACAUGCGUCGGACCUGACUAAAGGUUUCCAGUCUCUUUUAAGAGGUCGCUUUAAGAUGCACCCAGAUGACAAACAUACUAGUGUCUAAAGAGGAGCUGAUUGAACUCUGAUAAGGGGAUUAUUAAUCGUGUGUAAAGUAGUGAUAACUGAGUAAUGUUUGUGUUUGCAUAUUUUUGCCUGUUUAGUGUCAUUUUUGUGAAGAAAUGUUCAUUUUAGACGUUAAGGGCUUCAUAGGGUCUUUGAAUCCUUUCAGAAAAUAUUGAACUGUUUGUCAUGUUGCAAUAAAAAAAUUCAAAUAUUACAAAUCUU